UUGUGGUCAGCAGAGAAGAGAUCACCUCCCGCCUGGACAGUCGUGUCUGUGCUCAAAUCUGCUCAGAUGCACAAGAACUCCCGUAAAGGGUGAUUUCUAUUAAGGUGUUGACGUUAGUGUGGUUUAUCGUCAUUUUGUGUUUUUUAUUGUGGAGUCAGAUGCCAUUGGUACAUGCGUGAGUUUCAGUUAUCUCUCAGGAAAAGGAAACACCUCCUUCUCAACACAUGUGAGGACUGUUUCUGGCUGGUCCUCCUAUUCUAAAGGAUGACAGGGAGUGAAUCAUAGUGGAGAGCUGCUCCCUCUCCAGCAGCUACAUCAGCUCCUCUGUCACAAACACUGAGUGACCAACAACCUCUAACUUCUCCUGCAUCCAUAUUAUGGGAUCUUAUCUAAGUGUUGACAGACCAGGCUCAAAUUUGGAUCUAAAUUCUUUGUUUUUUUGAAUGAAAACUUUGUGUUAGUCAAGCUGUGCAGCUUUCAUCUGGGACCAAGGAUCUAUCUUGGUGUUGGAGUUCAGUGUGUAACAGAAGGUCCAGGAGAUGGUAGGUAUUUGAACCCACAGUAAACCAGGAUGGAGCCUAUUAAGAGAGACAUGGAGCUGCUUAGUAACAGCAUGGCGACCUACGCUCACGUCAAAGCCAAUCCAGAGAGCUUUGCCCUCUACUUCAUGAUGGGCGUCUGUUUCGGCCUGCUCACGGCACUGUGCCUCCUGGUGGCCGGCAUCGCCUGCAGGACUCGCCGCCAUAGAAGACCUCCCCCUUCCCCUGAAAGGAGACAGCUGAAGGAGUCCAGUGAGGAAGAAGAGGAUGAGGAUGAGGAGGGCAUCGCAGAGGAAGAUGGGGAGGAGACGGAGAUCCCUAAAGUGACAAUGGGGCCCACGAGUGAUCGCAGCAGCCAGUCUAACGGGACUCUGAGGAAUGUGAAUGUGUUUGCUUCAGCUGAGGAGCUGGAGAAGGCCCGACGUCUGGAGGAGAGAGAACGAAUAGUCAGGGAGAUCUGGAGGAAUGGGCAGCCGGACAUUCUGGUCACAGGGACAGGGACUAUUGGACGAGUCCAUUACCACUAAGAGACACUUUGACUGUGCCAUAAAGAUCCACCUCA
Molecule: messenger RNA, 1101 nt
Organism: Etheostoma cragini (Arkansas darter)
Lineage: Eukaryota; Metazoa; Chordata; Actinopteri; Perciformes; Percidae
Gene: eva1bb
Product: eva-1 homolog Bb (C. elegans)
Exons: 3
Coding region: 572-1066 (164 amino acids)
Source: RefSeq, a predicted model, not a curated record